This is a messenger RNA of Eublepharis macularius, 3267 nucleotides long. RefSeq names its product high mobility group 20B (gene HMG20B). Gene Ontology annotation, cellular component: nucleus. The transcript is spliced from 9 exons. The record is from RefSeq and is a predicted model, not a curated record. NCBI's taxonomy places the organism in Eukaryota, Metazoa, Chordata, Lepidosauria, Squamata, Eublepharidae. Gene Ontology annotation, biological process: regulation of gene expression. The coding region runs from base 545 to 1513 and encodes 322 amino acids.
GUGAUGUGAGGAUAAUAAUAACAAUAACAUUUGAUUUAUAUGCUGCCCUUUGGGAUGACUUAACACCCACUCAGAGUGGUUUACAAAGUAUGUCAUUAUUAUCCCCACAACAAAACGCCCUGUGAGGUGGGUGGGGCUGAGGGAGCUCCUAGAAGCUGUGACUGACCCAAGGUCACCCAGCUGUCUUCAAGUGGAGGAGUGGGGAAUCAAACCCGGUUCUCCAGAUUAGAGUCCCAUGCUCUUAACCACUACACCAAACUGGCUCUUCUUAAGCUGGAGAGAAGAGCCUUUGGAAGUGGAAUGGAUCUGCAGUAUCCAGCCAGAGUUUUGCUGUGUAGUUUUGCUGUUUUCAUUCUGGUGGCGUUAUCCCAUGUGAGAGGCAUUUGCCCAUGCAAAGCAAAAGAGUCAUUGUAAUUUGGGAAUUUUUCCCAGUCUCUCCUUGUAUCUUUCUCGGGGCUGGUGAGAUGUAUAAUAACACAGAGCUGUCCUUCCAGGUUUGUCAGCAGGAUUGGCUGUGGAUAGUUCUCGAUGCAAAGAACCAGCGAUGUCCCACAGCACCAAACAGCAUGCCACAGCUCUCCUAAAUGCUGCCGGAAAGACCCAGCACGGAAGCUUCCUGGUGGCUGUUAAACAGGAGAAGGGUGAGGCCUUGCGGCCUGUUGGCGAGAAGCCCCAUGGCGAAGAGGAGGUGAGCCCCCUGCCGGUGAAGAAGCGGGGCUGGCCGAAAGGCAAGAAGAGAAAGAAGAUCCUCCCCAAUGGGCCCAAGGCCCCGGUGACGGGCUACGUCCGCUUCCUGAAUGAGCGGCGGGAGCAAAUCCGCAUGCAGCGCCCAGACUUGCCCUUUCCAGAGAUCACAAAGAUGCUGGGGGCCGAGUGGAGCAAACUGCAACCCACAGAUAAGCAGCGAUACCUGGAUGAGGCAGAGCGGGAGAAGCAGCAGUACAUUAAAGAGCUGAGGGAAUACCAGCAAUCCGAGGCCUACAAAAUGUGUGCUGAGAAGAUGCAAGAGAAGAAGAUCAAGAAAGAGGAUGCUGUGUCUGGAGCUGUCAAUACCCUCCUGAACGGGUACAAAGCUGGGGAGAGUGGCGGUGAUGGCUUCUCCACAUUCGAUACCCCCAUCUUCACAGAAGAAUUCUUGGACCAAAAUAAAGCCCGAGAAGCUGAGCUGCGGCGCCUGCGCAAAAUGAACACCGAGUUUGAGGAGCAGAAUGCCAUUUUGCAGAAGCACACGGAGAGCAUGAGCUGUGCCAAGGAACGGCUGGAGCAAGAGGUGGCCAUGGAGGAAAGGCAGACGAUGGCCCUGCAGCAGCAGCUCCAGGCUGUGCGCCAAGCUCUGACGGCCAGCUUUGCCAGCUUGCCCAUCCCAGGCACAGGAGAGACCCCCACGCUGGGCAGUCUGGAUUUCUACAUGGCGAAGCUGCACAGCGCCAUUGAGAGCAACCCGCUGCAACAUGAGAGGCUGGUGGUCCGAGUGAAGGAGAUCCUGUCCCGUAUUGCCAGUGAGCACUUGUGAGCGGCCACGGCUCUCCCGGAGCAGCUUCACUACUUUCAGACUUUGAACCCGCUGUGGUGCUGGACUCCCCCUCACAGCUUGGCUGCCUUCAACCUCCAGAGCGUCUCUCUGUGCCUCUUCUCUUCAAGGAGCCUUGCGAUCCCCUUCCUGUAACUCCCCUUCCAUGCUCUACCCUCCAUUCUCCCUGCUCUUGUCCGGCAGGCCGGUAGAUUUCAGAAUAGAGCUCAGCAUAAUGAAUUUCCUUACCUGGGUGGGGUGGUGUCGGAUUUUGUGCUCAGUGGAGUUCUGAUUUUCACAGCACAACUUCUAGGUUGGGGGGGGGGCGGGGAGAGAGAAAAAAAAGUUGACAGUAGGGAGCUGGUGCUGCAAGACCAAAGAGGUUAUCAGUACCUAUCAGCCAGGGUGGCCCGAACACACCACCUCAUCAUGGGUAAGAGCUUUUUUGCUGCCCAGAGAUGGAAUUGUGAUCUCUGGGGAUGUGGCUGGCCGCUGUGGGAAUGUUUGAAUCCACUAGAUCAUGUAAAGAUGGGCGCUAGGCAGAACUCUUUCCUCUAGUCCAGAGCUGUCAUGGCUGGUAGCAGUCCUUCCAGUCUGAAAGCAGAUCUCAUCUUCCUCCCGGCCUCUCUCUGCUCAUGAUCAUGUCUCUUUUUCCUCAGGGCUCUCCUCUUUGAACUUCUUAGAAUAUCUGCCUUGGAGCGAGUCAGACCCAUGUAGUUAUAGUGCCUCCUUUGACAGGCUGUGGCUCUCCAAGGUCUUGUGCAGAGAAAGGUCUUACUCUUAUCAGAGAGUGCCAUGGAUUGGCCCUGGGACCUUCUUGCAUGCAAGCUGUGUGUCCACCAUGCAGCUCUUGGCCCUCUGGUUAAAAGCAGAAGAGCAGAAUUGUCCAUUUCUGCCUUGGGCAGAGUCAGAGCAUUGGAUCCUCCAGUUCAGAAUUGUCUAGUCUGGCUGGCUGAAGCUCUCUGGCAGAGAAAGGCCUUCCCCGCAACUUGUUCCAUUAAAACUUUUUUUUUUAACUGGAAAUGUUGGGAAUUGAACUUGGGUACCUUCUACAUGCAAAGAAAGGUGCUCUGAGCUGUGUAUACACCCUGGUGUUUUUGAGGGUGAACCCUGCUCGCUCCUUUCUGGUCUUGUCAGAAGCCAUUCUGCAUUUCCUUGAUGGUGUAUCUGUUCCAUGCUUCCACGACAGCUGUACAUGAGUGACCAGCCUUGGCAGUUGAUGUCAUAAGAAGCUUGCCUUUCUUCUCUUCAUCAAAAAUAAAAGCUUCUGGACCGUGUGGCUGCAAUUGGAUGCCCAGACACUGGUUGGAAUUCAAAGACAGGAGGCCAAGUGGACUUCUAGCAAAGACGGCAGCUUCGGAGAGUAAACUGGCUUCUCAUCAAUUUUCAGGGUUAGAAAGGGCAAUAAAUAAAUGCAUACAUUUGAAUAAUGCUUUGCAUAAUUAUAUCUAGUUGCAGGGUCUGGUUUGCCGGUGGAAAAAUCUGAAUUCCUGUGGUAUAAAAUUUGGACAUAGGUAUUUAUUUUUAGCACACCCACACAUACCCCUCCCAAGUCCCCUUUCUCCUGUGGCUCGUGGAGCAAAUAACCAGUCUCUAUUCCUUCCUAUCUCUUGGUGAAUUAGGUCCAGUUCAUUCAUUGAAUCUCUUUUCUUAGUUUUAUGUACUGAACCAAAAAAAAAAGAGGCUAUUUUAGUGAUGAGGAUUAUGAAUGCAGGAACUGUUUGUGAACAUAAAAUAAAAUAUUUUUUAAAAACCCA